Molecule: messenger RNA, 785 nt
Organism: Sphaeroforma arctica JP610
Lineage: Eukaryota; Ichthyosporea; Ichthyophonida
Exons: 7
Biological process (GO): transcription by RNA polymerase III
Cellular component (GO): transcription factor TFIIIC complex
Molecular function (GO): protein binding
Source: RefSeq, a predicted model, not a curated record
ACAGAUAAAAGGACACCGUCUGGCACAUCUCUGUCUGUGUCAGAAGCGGUGGAUGCUAGUAGAGCUCGUGCAAACGCUGAACUGGAUGCUAUGCUGGAUACGUUAGAUGUGUUCAAUCCCAGAAGGCGGAGGAAGAAACGAGGGAGUAAGAAAGGUAGCGGGAAGAAAGGGACCGGGGCGAUCGUGAAUAAACUUACGCCAGAGCUGCAGAAGUUGUUUCUGCAAGCACAGGAAGACUUUGUGAAAAGCAAUCUGGGCGAGGCUGCUGCAAAAUGCAAGCUCGUUCUGGCCGGCAAUGUGAGAGCUGCAGCCCCAUGGAACUUACUGUCUGAGAUAUACGAAUUGGUUUCAAAGUACGAGGAAAGUUUCCACUGCCGAUUGGUGAGUGCGAGUUUAGACCCCGAUUCAACCGCGGAUGAUUGGUAUAAACUAGGCCUGGAGGCAUAUAAAGAGUAUCAAAUGAAGGAGUAUGCAGCUUUCUGCUUCAAGAAAUCGCUCGACGUGCAGCCAGAGCAGUUGAGUGUUAUGUGGGACUUGGCUUUCUGUCGUCUAAACAUGGGAUCCUACAAAAGAGCUUUACUGGAUUACGAACGGAUAUGCGAAUUGGCGAAAAAGGAUGAUGGGCUCCUGCAAGUUGCCUACAACACAGCAGAUACGUACUUUGACUAUUACGAACAUGUCAAGAAGAAACCCGACUCCAUCAUUAAAAUACUCGAGAGAUGUGCGUCAGAUUACAUCCCAGAUGAGGACGUGAGACUAUCGGUUCUAUUGGUCGAGGUAUCCUU